CCACGUCUGACUAUUAAACCACGUAAGCAACAGCACCCAUCAGCAACCAAAUUCUCUUUUAACUAUCUAACAAGAAGCGAAAAGGAUCACCAAAUAACUGCUCUAUGGAAGAUAGUUCUACCAACUCUGCAUCUUCUUCAAUCUCAACUGUUUCAAUGGAAGAACUAGGUGGUGACACACCUGAUAUUUAUGAUUGCGUAAUCAGACUGAGGUUGAAUCCUCAAAGGCGAAAGGAAAAGGUUUACAUAGGUUGUGGUGCUGGGUUUGGAGGUGAUCGACCGAUAGCAGCUUUAAAACUACUUCAAAGGGUGAAAAAGUUGGAUUAUUUAGUGCUGGAAUGCCUAGCAGAACGCACCCUCGCUGAGCGCUAUCAGGCCAUGAAAUCUGGUGGCAAGGGCUAUGAUCCCCGUAUCUCAGAGUGGAUGCAACUGCUCUUACCUUUGGCUGUGGAGAAUGGAGUUUGCAUUAUUACAAACAUGGGUGCGAAUGAUCCAUUUGGCGCUCGGGAUGAAGUUUUACGACUUGCAAGCGGACUGGGCAUUUCGAUAACUGUUAGUCUGGUUCAUCAAGUUGCUGUUGUCAGAUCAGAUUUGGAGGAGCACCUUAGACAUGUUGAUGAUGUUAGUGUGUAUCUGGGAGCAGCUCCUAUUGUUGAAUGUCUUCAUAAAUUCAGACCAAAUGUCAUUAUUACUUCUCGAGUUGCUGAUGCUUCCUUAUUCUUAGCCCCAAUGGUAUAUGAGCUAGGUUGGAAUUGGGAUGACUUGCAACUACUUGCCCAAGGUUCACUGGCUGGCCACCUGCUAGAAUGUGGUUGUCAACUUACUGGAGGAUACUACAUGCAUCCAGGAGAUAAAUACCGUAAUAUAUCUCUGCAAGAUCUCCUAGAUUUGUCUCUUCCUUUUGCGGAAGUCAGCUUUGACGGGCAAGUAUGCGUAGCAAAGGCAGAAAGCAGUGGUGGGGUUUUGAAUCCCAGCACGUGUGCCGAGCAGCUUCUGUAUGAAGUGGGGGAUCCCAGUAGCUACAUAACCCCAGAUGUGGUUGUAGAUUUUCAAGAUGUUUCAUUUCAGACAUUAUCAAGCAGUAAAGUCCUCUGUGCUGGGGCAAAGCCAUCUGCAUCAGCUCCUAAUAAACUGUUGCUGCUGGCCUCUAAGGACAAGGGGUGGAAAGGCUGGGGAGAGAUAUCCUAUGGUGGAUAUCAGUGUGUUAAACGUGCUAAAGCUGCUGAGUUUUUGGUAAACAAGUCUUUGCUUCUCCGCCCUGGACUGCUAUUAGGAUCAUGGAUGGAAGAAGUAUACCCUGGCAUAAACAAACAUAUAGUUUCCUAUAUCAUUGGACUGGAUAGCCUGAAAGCUGCCAGCAUAGAUGAAGAUUUGCCAAGGGACAGUCAUGAUAUUAGAUUACGAAUGGAUGGUUUAUUUGAUAAUAAGGAACAAGCAAUCCACUUCACGAAAGAGUUCAUAGCAUUAUAUACAAAUGGACCUGCUGGUGGUGGCGGUAUCAGCACUGGACACAAAAAAGAGAUCAUUCUUGAGAAAGCAUUGGUAAAACGUAAAGAUGUUCAGUGGCAUAUUACAGCAACAAGAAACAAAAUAACGCAAUCAGAUGAUCUGGCUAGCCCUAAAAACAUAAUACAGACCAGUUCUUUCCAUGAGUCACUUUUGCAAUCACUUCCAGCGGAAACUAUUCUGAAUCACGAAGAAGGUGCACCUCAAAUUCAGCUCUCCCCUGCUCCACAUGACAGGAAGAUUCCUCUCUAUGAUUUUGCACAUAGCAGAGCUGGUGAUAAAGGGGAUGAUAUAAACUUUUCCAUUAUCCCAUAUUUUCCUCCAGAUAUUGAAAGGCUAAAGAAGAUUGUAACUCAAGAAUGGGUAAAGAAAGUUGUCUCAAGUCUUCUUAAUCCCUCUCCAUUUCCCACUUCUGAUGAUAUUGAAAGAAGAGAGAAAUGGGUCAGUGAACAUGUUGAGGUGGAGAUUUAUGAAGUCAGAGGGAUCCAUUCUUUGAAUAUUGUAGUUCGUAAUAUCCUAGAUGGAGGUGUCAACUGCUCAAGAAGAAUCGAUAGGCAUGGAAAGACUUUAUCCGAUCUCAUAUUGUGCCAGAAAAUGUUAUUGCCUCUGUAAUUGAACAUAUGGCAAGACUCGAAAAGGCAUGCAGACUCCAUUUUCUUUAUCCUCACCCUAGCUAGAAGUUGGAGUAUAUUAGACUCUGAAGACUUGGUUAAUAAUUAAAUUUGUUCUAGUGCCAAUACAUGUUCAUAAACAAGUUGUCUGAACUCUUAUUUUGAGAUACGAUUCCUGUUACUGAGUUUUUUACUCUUUGUGAAAGCAAUGAAAUAGUAAUGCGCUCUUGUUGAAGUA
Messenger RNA from Lycium ferocissimum, 2354 nucleotides. RefSeq lists its product as uncharacterized. The coding region runs from base 105 to 2117 and encodes 670 amino acids. NCBI's taxonomy places the organism in Eukaryota, Viridiplantae, Streptophyta, Magnoliopsida, Solanales, Solanaceae. The record is from RefSeq and is a predicted model, not a curated record. The transcript has 14 exons.